Molecule: messenger RNA, 873 nt
Organism: Vigna angularis (adzuki bean)
Lineage: Eukaryota; Viridiplantae; Streptophyta; Magnoliopsida; Fabales; Fabaceae
Product: peroxisomal membrane protein 11B
Exons: 1
Coding region: 126-803 (225 amino acids)
Biological process (GO): peroxisome fission; regulation of peroxisome size
Cellular component (GO): peroxisomal membrane
Source: RefSeq, a predicted model, not a curated record
AAGUAAAACAAAGUGUAACCACAAGCUUCUCUUAUCCAAAAACCAGCUUCAUCUGUGACUAAAGUUAACAUUUUCUGGAACAACCAAACACAAACUUGCUUCAUGAACACAACCACAUCCCCACCAUGAAUGACUCAGUGGACAAACUGGUUAUCUUCCUAGCCAAGAGAGAUGGCAUUGACAAGCUCGUGAAGACCUUCCAGUACGUGUCGAAGCUCGUGAACUGGCACGUGGAAGCCACGAACCCUGACAUUUCCAAGAGGUUCAAGCAAUGGGAAGUGGCCGCAGGACUCAGCAGAAAAGCCUUCAGAACCGGAAGGUUUCUCACUGGCUUCAACGUUCUUCGCAGAAACCCUGGUUCCACUCUUUCCCUGAGGUUACUCGCGGUGUUUGCUAAUGCAGGAGAGAUGGUGUAUUUCUUCUUCGACCACUUUCUUUGGUUGGCGAGAAUUGAGACCAUAGAUGCAAACUUGGCUAGAAGGAUGAGCUUCAUAUCAGCGUUCGGUGAGUCUGUUGGGUAUGUUUUCUUCAUCAUAUCUGAUUUCAUUAUGCUUAGAAAAGGGGUUAAGGCAGAGAGAGCGCUGAGAAGCAGCAAGGAGAAAGCAGCGGAAGAAGAGAAAAAGAUUAAGGAGAUCAGAAUUGAUAGAAUCAUGAGGCUAAUGGCUGUGGCUGCUAAUGUUGCGGAUUUGUUCAUAGCAAUAGCAGAUAUUGAGCCGAAUCCCUUCUGCAACCACACUGUCACUCUUGGCAUUAGUGGCUUGGUUUCUGCUUGGGCUGGUUGGUAUAGAAAUUGGCCUUCGUAAACAUGUCUUAGUUCAUUCCAAUACCAUGAUGUAAUUUUUUACAUGCUUUGAUUACGAGUGGUUUUUCUUA